This is a messenger RNA of Medicago truncatula (barrel medic), 1714 nucleotides long. RefSeq names its product cyclin-dependent kinase F-1. Lineage: Eukaryota; Viridiplantae; Streptophyta; Magnoliopsida; Fabales; Fabaceae. Gene Ontology annotation, molecular function: protein serine/threonine kinase activity; ATP binding. Gene Ontology annotation, cellular component: nucleus. Gene Ontology annotation, biological process: protein phosphorylation. The record is from RefSeq and is a predicted model, not a curated record. Bases 73 to 1326 code for a protein of 417 amino acids. The transcript has 2 exons.
AAAACUCAAAAUUUCUUCUUUUAUUUUCAUUUUGUUAUAAUUAAUUUUUUUCAAUAUUUGAGAAAAUUGAACAUGGAUCCUCCAACAAAAAGUUGGAGCAUCCAUACCCGACCCGAAAUCACAACCAAAUACUCCAUCUUCACCCACAUCGGCUCCGGCACCUACUCCGACGUCUACAGCGGCCGCCGUCUCUCCGACGGAACACCCGUCGCGUUGAAAGAAAUCCACGAUCACCAAUCAGCAUCACGAGAAAUCACCGCUUUACGCAUUCUUCGGGGCUCCGAAAACGUGGUUUUCAUGCAUGAGUUCUUCUGGAGAGAGGAUGAAGAUGCUGUGAUUGUGUUGGAGUUUUUGAAGAGUGAUCUGGGUACUGUGAUCAGAGAUGGGUUUGGUGGUGGUGAAGUGAAAGGGUGGAUGAUGCAGAUUGUUAGUGGGGUUUAUGAUUGUCAUAGGAAUGGGAUUGUUCACAGAGAUUUGAAGCCGGAGAAUUUCUUGGUUUCGGAAAAUGGGGUUUUGAAAAUUGCUGAUUUUGGACAGGCAAGGAUACUUGUGAAGUCUGGAUUUGAUGCAACAAAUCAUGGAAGUUCAUCCCAUUCCCAACAUCCUCAUGAUGUUAUUCCCUUAUCAGACAAUGCAAACCAAACUGGAUAUGAAAAUCAAGACGAGGAGGAAAGAAUGACUCAUGAUGAAUAUUUUAGAGUGUUAGAUGAGCUGAAAAUUCAGAGUCACACAUAUGACACUGAUGAUAAGGACACCAACACGCAUGACGGUAACAACUCGUGCCGUGCAACAUGCACAACUAGUGACGACGACGAUGAUGCUUGGAAGAAUUCUUUGCCAUAUGAAGCAAAUGAAGAGAGGGAUGAAAAACUAGAUGGUUUCCUCACAUCAUGUGUUGGAACUAGAUGGUUUAGGGCACCUGAACUACUUUAUGGAUCAACUAAUUAUGGUUUAGAGGUUGAUCUUUGGUCAUUAGGAUGUGUCUUCGCUGAGUUGUUAACAUUGAAGCCUUUGUUUCCUGGAACAGGUGAUAUUGAUCAGAUUAGUAGAAUCAUUAGUGUUUUGGGUAAUCUCGAUGAGGAAGCUUGGAGUGGUUGUUCUAAACUUCCUGAUUAUGCAAGAAUUUCUUUUAAUAAGGUGGAAAACCCUAUUGGUCUUGACGCGUGCAUGCCAAAUUGUUUGCAAGAUGAAGUUUCCUUGGUCAAAAGAUUGCUCUGUUAUGAUCCAGCUCAGAGAGCCACUGCGGCGGAGUUACUUCAUGACAAGUACUUCUCUGAAGAACAACUUCCUGUUCCUAUUUCUCAGCUAAGAGUUCCUUCAACUUAAAAUGGACAAGAAUGAGAUUCUUCAAGUGGGUUUGAUGGUAACAAACAAAUGAAAGGAUUGUGAUUCUAAUUUUGAGGACUGACACUCGAAGAUAUGAUUGCAUAUUGAAUUCUAUUUUUUUAAUUAUUGUUAAAUAUAUUUAUGAUCCCUGUGAAAUUGGAAAAAAUUGAUUCUUGUCUUCUGAAAGGUUUUAUUUGUUCCUGAAAUUACAAAAUUGUGUGUUUUUUAGUCUGGGGGACGAGGACUGAAAAUACAUUUUUUUGACAAUUUAUAGGGAUAGGCAAUAUUUUAAUAUUCAUGUGUACAAAUAUAGUGAAUUCUGGGAGCAUUAUAUGCAUGGAAUUGAAUUUGGCAUUUGUGUAUUUCUAUUGGUAUUCUAUUUGCUGCA